AUGGCGGCGGGUAUUGUCGCCCUGCCGUCCACCAUAGCAGCAACCCAUACUACCCACACCACCUCCAAAGAUGUUGUCAUAAUCGGCGGUGGCGCUGCUGGCACAUACGCUGCUGUUCGACUGCGUGAGGACUACGGGCAGAGUAUCGCUUUGAUAGAGAAAGAGGGACUCUUAGGUGGUGCAGUCAACACUUGGACUGACCCCAAAACUGGGACACCAUACGAACUAGGCGUUGAGGCCUUCCUGGACUACAGCAAAGCGAGGGAAUUCUUUGCCCGCUUCAACGUGUCGGUGAAUCCUUCCACACAAGAAUCAGUAAUUACCCGUUAUGCAGAUUUUUGCACUGGCCGUUGGGCGAACUACACGGCACCUACUGCCACAGAACAGUUUACCGCGUUCGAGAAGUAUGUCAAACUCGCUGAGCAAUACGAGGACAUGAUGCUACCUGGACUCUGGAAUUUUCCAAGCCCCGGUAAUAUUCCCGAGGACCUGCUUCUCAGCUUUGGCGACUUCGCCAAGAAACACGGUAUUGAAGCUGCGGUGCCUACGAUUUGGGACAUAGCCGCGGUAGGCCUGGGAGAUCUGAAGACUCAACCAACCUUCUAUGUCAUACAGACAUUCCCGGCGCCGCUCGCACGAGUAUUCAUCGGCAAGGGUCAAACUCUGUACGUGGCAUCCCACAGAAACCAGGACAUAUACGACAGAGUGUCGGAGCUUCUCGGUGACGACGUCCUAUACUCCAGCGUUGUUGACGGACAUCUGACCGAGAUUCGCGCCAGGCGUUUGCUCAUUGCCAUCCCACCGACCGUGACCAACCUCGCGCCCUUUCAGCUUGACAAACAUGAAUUCGAUGUAUUGUCUAAGGCAAAGCAUACGACAGCGUACGCUGGUGGCGUCGUAUCUUCAAAUCUGCCUCUCAACACUAGCAUUGUCAACACCGCACCCUCUGGGGACUGGCUGGACUACCCAGAUCUCUCAUUCCUACAGUGGUUUAAGAACCUGGAUUCACCAGACAGUUAUCACAAGGUUAUGAUGUUUGGAGACGAGACUCUGGAUAGUAAGGGCGCAAAGGCGGUUGUCGAGCAGUCUUACAAAAGAUUGGUCCAGGCGGGCAGUCUGCCGGGAGAAGGUGGCACGAGGCUUGAGUGGCUUGACUUUGCGGAGCAUGGAUCCGUAAACUUGCGGACCUCAGUCGAGGAACUGAAAGCCGGCUACAUCCAGGAACUAUAUUCUCUCCAGGGACAUCUCUCAACUUGGUACACGGGUGCAGCUUGGUCGUCGCAGCUGCAUACUCCCACGUGGGCUUUUUCGGACACGGUCGUGCCUCGGCUGGUGGAGAGCCUGAAAUAA
This is a messenger RNA of Fusarium redolens, 1350 nucleotides long. RefSeq lists its product as uncharacterized. Lineage: Eukaryota; Fungi; Ascomycota; Sordariomycetes; Hypocreales; Nectriaceae. The record is from RefSeq and is a predicted model, not a curated record. The coding region runs from base 1 to 1350 and encodes 449 amino acids. Gene Ontology annotation, molecular function: oxidoreductase activity. The transcript is spliced from 3 exons.